UCUUGGAAGCACAAAAUGCCGAAUGCACGUUGGAGAUCGAGCCCGCAUUCGUCUCACGAAUCAUGUUUCUCAUAUACGGAACCGAUACCCCACCAGAGUCUAUUGACGAACCACCUUCACCACGGGCACUACAAUGUCCUUUAACUGUGAAGGCAUAACAUCCGACAUGCCAUAUUCUCUGUGGUCAGUGGUAGCUCCCGCCGGCGGAAUGAUGAUUUUGUCAUGCUUGUCAUGCCUGUCAUGCCUGUCAUGGCGUUGGUAUAGGCAUGCAGCGUCCGCACUGGAAGAAAAUCAGAAGGAGCUGUCGGUGUUGAGGUCCGCGCUAGCGCAGAGAGACGCAGAGGUUGUAUCAUUGCGGAGGGCGCUUUCGGAACCAACGCAACAGGCACCGAAAGCACCGUCUCGGAAGGACGGUAUCGAGGUGCAAGCACUGAGACGGCGCAUUUCCGAUCUGAACAAAGAACUAGAGGAAUUCCGUGCUCAUAACCGUGAUUUGACCCUUGAAGUCCAAGCGGGAAGGGAAGAACUGCAUGGACUCGGGGUAAAACUCCAGCAGAGCGACAAGUUGUCACGGGCACGAGCAGAGGAGUUGCGAGUCGCUCAGGUGUUUCUCAGCACGGCAGACCAAUUCUCUGGCUUCGAGAUCAUUCAAGCUGUGGAGGCGCUGAACGAGGAGAUCUCUGGGAUAGCUGCAACACUGGCAGAUGUCUACGAGCAAGCAGAGAUGGGAGUGGAUAAUCCAAUGAUGGAUAUCGCCUAUGGACACCUCGCUGGGAUCCUGGGGGACAUGAUGGCGAGCUUCGUCAAGUCCAAUUCGCAAUACGAAGUCCUUCAGGUUGCUUUUAGUGCUGCUAUUUGCGCACAUGUGGGGCAGAUGGUUAUGUCGUGGUCCAUCAGGAGAGAUACCGGAAAAGAAAAGAGCUGGGACGAAGUAUUCAGCCGUAUUCGGCGGUCAGAGAAGCAGGCUAUCGCGGGGAGAUGGCGUUCCCUAACACAAAAAGCUAUAAUACCGUCGUCCAAGCAUGACGAAGCCGCAAUAGAGGCCAUCGUUACGGAGACCCUCGUCAAUAUCCUCAUCGUUGCUGGCAUAGAUCCAGGUGACAAAAAAGUCGUGGAUAAGCUGGCAAACUCAGGAUUAGCGAAAAAAGUGAUGGAAUUACGUUUUGGUGUAUGGCAGGGUGUUACGUCGUGCGAGAUGCAACCCGUGUACGCUGCUCCAGGUCUUCCAUUCAAUUCCGGGAUGAUGGAGGAUGCUUUGGGCCAAGGGGACUCGGAACGGCAGGAUAGCCAAAAUCGAAUAUGUUGUACCACGGAAUUGGGCCUUGCAGCAGUUGAGAGCCAAGGAGAGGCCAGCAGAACAAGCCCAAAAAUCCUGAAGAAAGCCAAGGUGAUCCUCCUGUCGGGGCUGAACGAGAUCGUGGCAUAGUGGUACAACAAUGUACUUAGUAAACGUAUUUUAGUCGUAUCUGACAGUGAGGACUUACUUUGUAAUUUUGUAUGCACCAACCGACACGGAGGGUUGAGACCGACAGAGCAUGGCUGCCGCUUCGGCGCAUCACGGC
Messenger RNA from Desarmillaria tabescens, 1562 nucleotides. RefSeq lists its product as uncharacterized. The coding region runs from base 134 to 1426 and encodes 430 amino acids. The record is from RefSeq and is a predicted model, not a curated record. NCBI's taxonomy places the organism in Eukaryota, Fungi, Basidiomycota, Agaricomycetes, Agaricales, Physalacriaceae. The transcript has 3 exons.